AUGGAUCCGCAGCAGCAACCGAAUCGACCUCACCAUCUCCUUACCGACAAUAGUUCACCCCUCACCUCCUCCGUUCCCUCUAGGACUGCGAAUAGCACUCCGAUUUCUUCCCCGGGCUUGUUUAGUCCUACGAAUUCUCGUCCCAAUGUCUUCUCGCAUUCUGCCUCCGAAUCUUCUACGCCGAUGGCUGCCACAGCCAGUCCUUAUCUGCACCCCCUGCAGACUCAUAGAGUUCGAGAGACACACAAAGCUCUCGUUGACAUGGACUUGAUGACGGGACGAAAGAUUAUUAAUCAGUAUGAAGUAAUAGAAGAACUUGGCCGGGGCGUACACGGUAAAGUGAAAUUAGCUCGAAAUCUGGAGACGGGCGAUAAUGUCGCGAUCAAAAUUAUUCCCAGGUUUUCUAAGAAGCGCCGUUUGGGUAAAGUGACCGCCUGCCCCCAAGACAAGACGAAAAGGGAGAUUGCUAUACUGAAAAAGAUCCGCCAUCCCAACAUCGUCGCCCUUCUCGAAAUCAUCGACGACCCCGAGUUUAAGAAGAUCUACAUGGUCCUGGAACACGUUGAACUCGGAGAAGUUGUUUGGCGAAAGAAAGGUUUACCUCACAUCUGCAGCAUUGAGAGGCGAAGAAUCGAGAAAGAAGUUCGAGGUGAAUUGAGCACUGAAGAGGAAGAGCGGUAUAUUCAGCUCCUCGAAAGACGGCAGGCUCUCAAUGACGUGAAAAGGGCGAAGAUGAUGCAGACUCAGAAGGGCCCAGCGGAUUUCUGGAGUAUCGAGUACGGUGCCGCGAACGAUGACGACUCCGAGGGUCAACCCCGCUCAUUAGGGAGGGCAGGAAGCGAGCUUAUCCGUUCACACAGAAUAGCCUCUUCUAGAACCGGAUCAAGAGCCACAUCUCCGACUCGUUCGCAAACUACUCAUUCCGCGCCCUCGGGUUCUCAUGCGGGUACACCAUUGCCCUCCGAAUACGAUGCCUCGUCGGUUGGCAGGGGUGUAGAUGCGGAAAGUGAUAUCGAGACUCCGGGGCCUUUGCGUUCUCAGUCCGGAUCAUCAGCUGCCCUGAAUAGGACCCUUACUUCGGCGUUCCCCGAGGACGCUAUGUUCCGUGGCCGAUCUCCGAGCAUGGCUGAUUCGAUCAUCUCCCAUAUGUCAUCGGUCGACUACAAUCCACUACCGCAUGACCCUUUUGCAGACGACUACUCCUAUGUUCCUUGCUUCACAAUCGACGAUGCCCGUGCCACCUUUAGGGAUACUGUGUUGGGCUUGGAGUACUUACACUAUGAAGGGGUAGUCCAUCGCGAUAUCAAGCCGGCUAAUCUCUUAUGGACUCGAGAGCAUCGGGUCAAAAUCUCCGAUUUCGGUGUUUCCUAUUUCGGUCGACCCAUCCGUGAGGGUGAAUCCGAUGAGCUCGUGUCGGAAUCCGAGGCCCGCGACUUCGACGACGACCUUGAAUUAGCCAAGACUGUUGGCACGCCUGCUUUCUUUGCGCCGGAGCUAUGUUACUCGGACCCGGACGAAAAGCAGCCAAAAAUCUCGGAGCAGAUUGACGUAUGGUCUUUGGGAGUGACACUUUACUGUCUUAUCUUCGCCCGCAUUCCAUUCUUGGCCGAGGAUGAAUACCAGAUGUUUCAUAAGAUUGCCAAGGAGGAAGUGUAUAUACCACGCCGCCGACUAAAGCCGGUUGAUCCACAUCAUUCUCCAUCAUCUACGUCUUUUUACAAGCGCGUUAACGACGAGCCGUACCGUGAUGAUAGUGUCCUUGCGUAUGAAGAGAUCGACGAUUUGUUAUACGACCUCUUACACCGCAUGCUGACUAAGAAUCCAGAGAAACGGAUCCGGCUAAGGGAGGUGAAGCGCCAUCCCUGGGUCGUGCAAGAUAUUCCUAACCUUAUAGCGUGGAUUGACGAGACAGACCCUUCACGCCGUACUUCAGGUCGGAAAAUUGAGGUCGACGAACGAGAAAUUACUCGUGCUGUUGUUCCUCUUACAUUUUUGGAAAGGGCACGAUCGGUUGUGAAGAAGACCAUCGGCAAGGUUAUGCAUCCGCGCACUGAGAAGACCGAAGGCCAUUCGAGGAGAAGGGCGGCUAGCAGUGCUGCUAGUUCUGCGGGAGAUACACCCCCAACUAUAGGAUCGACAUCGCACAUCCGAGACGCUCGCCGAAAGAGUUUACGCCCCGACGACUAUUUUGCUACAGUUCGAGAAAGCGAUCACCCCUUAUCGCAGAGUGUUACUGCAACUCCUCACGAGUCUCCGGCCCAUGAUGGACCAGAUUCUGCCCAACGUGGGACGGCUUUGGUAGGCGGAGAUUUUAGACGCAAUCUGAGCGACUCUAUCAGCGAUUUUAACGCGCAACCAGAUCUGGCAGGACCGCCGUCGACCUCGACUUCUUUCUCGUCAAUCAAGGGCCAUCUAAGUCACCGCCACGGCCGAACAAGAUCGAUUACUAACGCAAUACUCGCUCUCGCAUCCGUAAGAGACCCAUAUACCACACCGAACUCGCCUGCGCUUGAAACCUGUAUUAGAGAUGAUCCAAUCGCUGCCUUACGGAAGACCCGAGAUAUCGGCUCGACGGACGAAUCGUCCCGAUCAAGGUCAGUCGAUCGUGGCUUGUUUGGCUGCAAUGAUAAACGCGCGGAGGCCAAGGUUGCUUUAAGCACAGCUGUAGCUCCGGGUAGUAUGGAGCUUCCCCGGCGCCCCCUUUCGGUUCAUCCCCCGGAGCCCAAAUCAUAUACGUUUCACCGGGGAAAUGCCUUAGCUUCCCCCAUGUUCUUUUCUUCCAGAGCGGUCGGUGCCUAUCAGCAUGGACAACCAAAUUCAGACCCCAAUAUGCAUGAAAGCCACAUGGGUACCGUAGAGUUAGAGACGCGGCCUAUGACUGCCCGUCGGGCCACAGAGGUGGAAAGCCACACCCCUCCGCCUAAGAUAUACAACCCAUCCACUCCAGACUCCUUCAAUCAAAUUCAUGAACAUACCAUACGCCGUCGCCGACAUGAAAUGGAAGGUCAUUUAAAGCGUGACGAAUUUGGACCUCACGAAGAAGAUGGUACGCCGGUUUUUUAUCCGUCUCAAGAAGAGCUUGAUCUGGACCAUGCACAGCCACCGUCCAGGGCAGAUACUGGGACCGUCACGACAUCAGCAUCGGCUUCCACUGGCACGCUGAUGACUCCAUUGACCAGUCCAAGUGAAUCGGCGAGUCCAGUUGGCUUAGGAAGUCCGCCAGACCGGAUUGAAAAUUUGCCAGUUUUCCGUUCAGACCCAUCGCUGCCGGCGCUGCUCAGCGGUGCUAGCUCGAUUUCUGCUGACGCCGAAGGAGAAUUUCUUUUGAGACCUGGCUCCGUCGACCGCCCCUCGCUUAUUGACACCACAGACUCGCUAACACCACCCGCUAUUAUCAAGGAGCCGAUCUCAGGUUUUCCCUUGGACGACGAUGAACAAUUCCACACAUUAUUACUUCCUCAACCACAUCGCACCUUAGCCACAUCGUCUCUCCUCACCACGAGGGCAGUCGAUGAUGACGACGGCAGCGACAGCGAUGAAGGUCUCGUCAUGAAGCCUAAGAAGCGAAAUUCUGGCAAAGACCACACCAGUUCCCCACGAGGAAGAACGCUAUCAAGCCCAAAGAGGCGCGAUACACAAACAAGUAUCAGUAGCACAGGAACAGCCAAGAAGAUAUUCGUGCAAAGCCGAUAAAGGUUGAUAUGACACUGGGGCGUUGAUGCCUCUACACAAGCGCAUCAGGGUAAUAAUUAUUUACUACAUAAUUACCUACCCUCUUAUAUGAAAUACGUUGGCACGUAUCGAGCCAAUCCACUUGUAUGUCAGACGCGAAAAAUAGCCGCCACUAAGAGCGAUAUGCUCAAAAGGCCAAGCUUUUCGCUACGAAUACAGUUGAAGAUGAACGAACGGCGAAUAUUCGUACGAAAUCUAGUUUCAUCUAAUUGAUAUUUUUUUUUUAAUCAAACAUGACCCAAAGCCUCGACGAACUACGUCGUAACUAGGGAUCGGGGCGGUCUGUUUAUGUUACGUUGGAAGGAACAAUCACCUCUCUUUUUUUAAGGAGAAAAUGUAUAACAUACGAAUUUUUAUUGCUUUGGGAUGGUUUAUGGGUGCGACAUUGAUGG
Molecule: messenger RNA, 4124 nt
Organism: Daldinia caldariorum
Lineage: Eukaryota; Fungi; Ascomycota; Sordariomycetes; Xylariales; Hypoxylaceae
Product: kinase-like protein
Exons: 2
Coding region: 1-3693 (1230 amino acids)
Biological process (GO): protein phosphorylation
Molecular function (GO): protein kinase activity; ATP binding
Source: RefSeq, a predicted model, not a curated record